AACUGACGUUUGUUUUAUUUUUGUUGUAUAGCCGACGACUUGACUUCCUAAGAAAAUAGAAAAGUUCGGUACAAUAGCAAAAAAAAAAAAAAAAGAAAAAAAAGAAACAAAUUAACAAAGGAACUUCUUUUGUGUUGUAACUUGUGUUUAGAGAUCGAUGUCGACGAAAAAAAGGUUAAUUUCAGCAGCUCUCUUGUGGCUUCUCUUCCUUUUCCUAACCCUAACUUUUAUUCUGAGUAGAUUAAGCGAUAACAAAGCGACUUCUGGGGAAACCCAUGAGGAGACUGAUUUGGAAGAGGUUACUCACAAAGUUUACUUCGAUAUCAAGAUUGAUGGGAAACCCAUUGGUCGCAUAGUCAUGGGCCUUUUCGGAAAAACGGUUCCUAAGACCAUAGAAAACUUUCGAGCGCUUUGUACUGGUAGCCAAGUAACUUAAUGCUCCUUUUCUUAUAACUGUACCCAUAAGGC
Molecule: messenger RNA, 468 nt
Organism: Morus notabilis
Lineage: Eukaryota; Viridiplantae; Streptophyta; Magnoliopsida; Rosales; Moraceae
Product: peptidyl-prolyl cis-trans isomerase CYP21-2
Exons: 5
Coding region: 158-436 (92 amino acids)
Biological process (GO): protein peptidyl-prolyl isomerization
Cellular component (GO): intracellular membrane-bounded organelle
Molecular function (GO): peptidyl-prolyl cis-trans isomerase activity
Source: RefSeq, a predicted model, not a curated record